Molecule: messenger RNA, 1232 nt
Organism: Melitaea cinxia (Glanville fritillary)
Lineage: Eukaryota; Metazoa; Arthropoda; Insecta; Lepidoptera; Nymphalidae
Product: aldo-keto reductase AKR2E4-like
Exons: 8
Coding region: 1-1035 (344 amino acids)
Cellular component (GO): cytosol
Molecular function (GO): aldose reductase (NADPH) activity
Source: RefSeq, a predicted model, not a curated record
AUGGGACACCAGGUAUCAUCUGUUUAUGCGACACAUUUGAUAUCACAAGGUACUAUACUAUUAAACGAUGGUAACAGAAUGCCUAUGAUAUCUUUUGAUACUAUUGAAAAGAUAGACAAAGCAGAUCAGGUUGUGAAACCUGCAGUGAUAGAAGCCAUCGAAGCUGGUUAUAGACAAAUUGACACUGCACCUAUAUACGAAAACGAGGAGUAUAUUGGAGAAGCAAUCAUAGAUGUGAUCAAUCGCGGAAUUGUAAGGAGAGAGGAAUUAUGGAUUACUAGCAAGUUACAAACAGAUCUCGGUACAAGAGAGGGAGUACUAGAAUCGCUUCAAGCCGCUUUGAAAAGAUUCAAGUUAGAUUAUGUAGAUUUAUAUCUGAUACAAACACCAGAUAAUAUAAUGCAAUUUGUUGGAAAUUCCUUUGUUAACCCAACACAGACUGGCAUAAACCUCCAGACCACGCUUAAUCUUCCGGAGUAUGACAUAUUAGAUAUUUGGAAAGGAAUGGAAGAUGUCAAGAAGUUAAAUCUGACGCGAUCGAUAGGCGUGGCUAAUUUCAACAGUACGCAUAUAAAUAGAAUACUGGCCAAUUCAGAAACGAUACCUGCUGCAAACGAAAUUGAGGUUAACCCGAUGUACGCAAACUUAGAACUUGUAGCAUAUUGUCAAAGUCUAAACAUAACUGUGUUAUCUUAUGCACCUUUCGGAUUUAUGGUGCCCAGACCUUUUUCAUUGUACCCGGUGGAGACAAGUUUUCAGGAACCGAUAUUAGUACAACUAGCACUGAAAUAUGGAAAGAUUCCCAGUCAAAUCGUUCUUAGAUAUUUGAUUGAUCGUGGAACUGUACCCAUCCCGAGAUCGAAUAAUGGGACGCAUAUCCAUACGAAUAUAGAUGUAUUUGAUUUCCAACUCACACCAGACGAAAUUUAUUCGAUAAAUGAACUAAAUCGCAACGUUAAAGUUUAUAUAUUUGAAGGAGAAUCCUUUGAUGCAAUCCUUGCAUAUUACGGCUUUGAGAUGGAAAAAAUAAAUUAAAAAUACAAUAAUCUUAUGUAGUUCCAGGACAAUUUUGAUAAGUAAAUUUGGUGAAAAUAACACCCAUAUUGCAUAGAUUGAAGUAUGUUUUCCACGUCAUUUAAAUGUAAUAUUUUAUCAUAAAAAAUACACACUAUCCGUUUAUGAAUACCUAUUCCGUUUAUGAAUAAAAUUUUAAAAUCUAAAUUCAAAAAUAA